Molecule: messenger RNA, 6570 nt
Organism: Schistosoma curassoni
Lineage: Eukaryota; Metazoa; Platyhelminthes; Trematoda; Strigeidida; Schistosomatidae
Source: the annotation of a GenBank genome assembly
GUUGUGAAGGUCGAAAAUGCUUUCGGUUCUGAUGUUUGUGGACGGGAUUUGUUUGUAUUAUCGGUUUGAGUCGUCAAGGCUCGUACAGUGAUUGUUGCUUCGUACUGUUAACAGUUCAAAGAAGUUAUAUGUUGAGGUUGCUCUAUUACAUUUACCCCUUGGGUUGCGGAAUCUCGGAUCAUAAAUAAUGGACGUCCGACUGAAGUGACUUCAUCCUGUUAUUUAUGGAUAUUGACAACGAUAUCAACCAAGUUUUGCCAGCUGGAAAACUAGCUAGAGAACCAGAUCGUCCAACUCAUAUAUGUACUUCCAUUCUGCAAAACCCUUCUUCCAAUUCAUCCAAAACAGUACCAUUUUUCCCACGUGUAUUGCUUAGCGUUCAGCAACCUCUGUCUAGUCUGAUAAAUCAAACAAUAAUACAACCUACUGCUCUCACCACUGCAUCUGGUGCCAAUACGCCUCUACCACAUGCUUCUAGUUUACAUAUGUCGGCUACAUCAGUUUCAUCUCCCAUUAAUUCUACCAAUCAGUUCUUCCCUUUGAUAUUGGCUGCCGCAUCUACAUUGCCUCCGUCAACAUCAAGUGCACCGACACCACUACAACUUCACUUGGGGAACUAUUCAGGAAGCUCUAGUGUUGCAUCAGCAUCAAGUCAAAGUAUCUUUUUACACCCAAGUGUCACAACUACUGCAUCUUGUUUGUCCGUACCGAAUGUUUUAAACAGUCCAUCACGGCUAGGUACAUCUGGUGUUACGACAGCUUCCACCCCACUAGUUGCUUCGUUAAUCAAUAAAAACUGUUCCACAUCGCCGUCAGUAGCUUCUGUUGUCAUAUCUCCACAGGCUCCAAACCAUAUACAACCAACACUUGCUUUAAGAUUCGCAACCCAUACGUCAACCCAAUGUAGCGCUAUGGUUACAACUGCAACAGUGAAUUCAAGUGCCUGCCCACUAGUGUUUGAAACUCCUACAACAAAUGUUACGUUGCCACUCCAGUCUCAAAGAUCACAUUGUGUAACUGCCAUAAAUUUCCCUGCGCCGACUUCUGUAUCUGGAAGUUUGCUCAUGAGUUCUACUCUCUGCUCAACUCCACGCGUACUUAUUCACAAACCUCAAAGCCUUUCAAACCCACCAUCUUUGAUAGAGAAUCCAACAACUUCAAUUACUACUGUAUCUCCCAGUAAGAUGAGUACAUCCGAUUCCAGUUUCACCAAUUUAUCGAAUCCCGCUAUCAUUUUCCAUGAUCAAGUAAAUACACAGUCUCCACAAACAUCAAAAACUAAAUUGGUUAAUUUUACCACACCGCUAUCUGCUACUGUUCGUUUGAUUACACCUCCAUCUACGGUUUGCACGACUACUAAAUCCACAUGCACUGUAUCCACUUCUGGAAAUAGUGCUUUAGCUUUCCCGACAUCCUUAUCUCAGACUGUAGCACUUUCAACUCGGCCAUCUAUAGCAAAUACAGGUAGUGUAUGGUCAGGGUUGACAGUGAAUCCUAAUGUUUCGUUCAUGUCUCCUUCCAGUGGUAAUGUUGUUGCCAUUCAGUCUUCACAAUCCUUGAUUGUUCAAGCUCAAUCUGACUUACCUGUUCAGUCAACUAUAGCAACUUCUUCAUCUUUAAAUCCAAGUUUGAUGAUGUCUCUUCGAAGUUUUUCUGGAAGUUCAUCAAAUACAGGUCCAUCUUUACCCUUGAGUGCAGCUAAUCAUACAGUGCUGGCCUUCAACUUGGCAAAUUCAAAUGUUCAUAGUACUCCUACAACAUGUACAAGCGUUACAGGAAUGCUUACAAAUCCUGUCCGGCAAAUAAAUUCUUCCAGUCCUGCUUCUCCACUAAUUGUUCGUGCUAGUGGACCUUCAGCAGUUGGAUAUGUACCAAAUACUAGUACGGUUAUGGGUCCUACAUCGCUUUUAAAACCAUUCAACUUAAGCGGAAACACGGGAUUAUCUGCUACCUCGUCCAGCACAUCUGUGGUACCGCAUAUUUUACCGGUCAAUAUUGCUCCAGCCAAAUUAACUCCUUUACAACCAUCAAUAUCUGCUUCAACUUCUUCAAUAUCUCAUACCCGUUCAAAUUUUUCUCAGAAUAACUCUGUUUGCAUUAGUUCUCAUCGCCUCCCGACUUCAUCUAUUUUUUCUCAGCCCAGUCGAAAGAGAGCACGUAAGCAGCAACUCGCUUCAUCUUUCUCAUCUGUAAUGAUUACUCCAGUUUCGGUUGUCUCGUCGACUACAUCAACUGCUGUCAGUAUGAGUAGUCUAGUAAAUCCUUCCAGUUUAAAUUCUGUAGUGUCUGGAUGUCGCAGCGUUUUACCAUCAACACCUACCCUGGUUGCCAUGGCUAAACCAACUAUCCAACCACAUCAGUUUGCACAACCUGUGUACAGUUGUCAAGUGACACAUUCACCACAGAUCUCAGGAAGUUCUACUAAAUCAGGUCCUGUAUCAGUGGAUUCUGUUUAUCGGAAUACAUCAGCAACCAUUUCCGUCAGCUGUGCAACUAACGUCAGUCCAUCCAACAGCGGACUUAUGGGUAUACGUUUAGUGUCGGUACGUUCUACCCCAACUACUUCUGUUCCCAAUAACAGUUCUAUUUUACUAAAUACUACCUGUUUUCAGUCAUCUACUGGGAGUCUUGGGACCCGUGGGAGUACAGGUGAUAAUUCAGUGAUUAUGGUCACAUCUCCAUCACAGAUCGUAUCUUCUGGUGGACACCUUCGUAUCACCAAUUCACAUUGCUCACAGUCUUCGGAUAUUCAUCAAACACAGGCCGCUGCGGUGUAUGUUUUAACCACCUCUGUUUAUCCGAUUCUAAGCACUACUACUGUUACUUCGUCGAACUCUAAUUCAGGAAGUGAGUCAACAUGUUCUGCUUCCAGUAUCAUCAGUCCAGUUGUAGUUUCUGGAUCAACAAACGGUGUUCUUCAGGUACGAUUUAGAUCUCCACAACCAAAUAUUAGUCCUACUGUCAUGGCUGAAAACCAAGAAUCUAAAAGUUUGCAAGUUGUUAAUCAUAAUAUUCUUUCAACUAGCCUACAUUCAAUAUCCGAUGUUUCUAAGUCAGUUUCCGAAGAUUCAAAGUUUAUUAAUCCGACUAGUAAACCACUCCGAUGUGCUUCUGAAUCGAAUCCUCUUUUACAUCACCUAGUUUCAUCCUUGAAACAAUCUCAAAAUGAAUCAACGGCUGAUGCUAGCCAUAUGAAUAAUACAGAUCUGAAGAAGUCUGAUUCAAUUUCAACCCAUUCUGAGUUAUCUCUUUCAAAUUCAUGGUCACAUAAUAACAUAGAUGAUUCAAAACAAAUUAAUGUUGGGAGCUACUUGAAUUCAAAUGAAAAACACACUUGCUUUUAUCCUACUACCAGCAGAGAUAAUUCUGACCUUAACAAUGACUUCACUGAUUGUGAUAGUAAAAUUUUAAACGAAAAACAGUUGACCGUACCUAUUCACAAUAUACCACGUAAGAAAAUUAAAGGUGAACAGGAACCAAAUGAAUGUCAAAAGGCUGAUGAGAUUACCAUUAAAAGUGAUCUUCACAAUAGCAAUAAACUAUCAAAAGCUGGUAUAUUAUGGACUGUAGACCCUGUUGAUGGUCGUGAAUGGAUACUUAAUGGAAGACCUACAAGGCCUUUAAUCAAUCCAAAGUGCGGAUUGUCAAAUAGUAGGUUGAGUGUUCCUUGUCGUUCUAAGAGCUCUCACUUUCUCAGUCUUUCUGAAAUAUGCACAAGACCACAACACAAGUCUGCCAAUCCUGAUGAUUCUUCACGACGUGGUGUGCAGAAUACUCGCCGCAGACGUCGUUCUUUGGUUACUGGCACGAAUAUGUCACACUCCGAAUCUGACAUUCAGAGUAAAGGAGAGAGAGAUAUGAAUAGUUUAAAUUCUAAUUCUGAGUCAAAUGAAGCGAAACGUUUAGUGCAAGAUAUUUUAGCGGUACGCGCUGAGCAAGAAGAUUCUGGUUUUGUUAGAUUUCCUUUGACCACUACAUCAGUGCUGGAUAUUACAGGUUGGCGUGUUCUUCGUUGUGCUGACAAUUUGGAUUUAUUGGCAUACACAGAGUUGCAAACACUAGAAACCAUAAAGAAUAUGGAGACCGAUUUAACUGACCAGCUACAUUGCAUUUCUACUCAGAGUGUUACUUCAUCACUUCUUAGUGUAUCUCAAGGUGUUAGUGAAACAGCAAAAUCUAUAGAGUCUGGAUUAAAAUCAGAUGAAUCCGAGAUGGCUAGUCAGUUUAAUGUAGCUAUUGAAUUGAUCAAAGGGAUUUCUCAACGUAAAAAAUACCUAUUGGACUCUAUUCAGAGGAUAAGUUCGGUCACCAAAAAUUUAGUACAUCAUUUCAGUCCUGGAAUUCAUAAUCUAAUUGAAGAGCUAGAAGAUAGUCCCAACAGCUCUAGUAAAUCAUUGUCUCCAUCAUCAUCGAAAACCAAUUUGGAUUCCAACACUUUAUCUACUCCAAUUACCUUACGAAGAUCCUCACGAAGGUAUCCGACCCAUAAUCCCAUAGUCCGACAAGUUCGACGUCGAAAUAACGUUGCAAUCACUAGAGGCUCGAAAUCACUAACUUCCCUAAUUAAAAAUUCACCAAACAACUGUCCAGGAACGAGUUCUCAAGGAAAUAUAUGUAAUGGUGGAACCAGUAACUAUUCCGUAAUUCGGUAGUUAUGAAUUUCCAGAUAUAUAUUUCAAACACCAAUAUCCAUUGAUAAAUAAAGUUGUACAGUGUUGUGUAUCAUUAUUUUUUUACAGUCAGUCACUGGAAUAUCACAAGAGAUUGAAAAUCUGAAGCUAACACUUAAUAAGAUAAAUACCUGCCUUGUAGAAGAAAAUGAUCAAUUAAAGUGUUCUGAUUUAUUAAAUCUAAAAAAAGACUUGGAAGAGUUGAUUGAAUUGAAAGAAAAUGAGCUUUUGAAUAGUAGAAAAGCACAACUUUUAGCUGAAAUUGGAUCUAUACUUACUGAUAAUCAAGAGAAAGACGAUGAAUUACAAGGAACGUCACUUCAGACAGAUUCAUCGACAAUUAAUGAAGAGUCUUUAGUCGGACAACGUUGCAGUGUUCCUGGAUGGACUUCAUCUGGGAAAUUUAUUCGACAAAAUGCGCUAAUCCUUUCAGUUGUGGAUCAUGAUGGAGACAGCCCAGAUCGAGUACGAGUACUAUUGGCUCAUCCAACACGUCUUAAUGAAAUACCUUGUGAAAGAUUUUUUGAGACUGGAACCUGUCAUCGGGGUAUACGUUGUACUCGCUCUCAUGGAAAGAUUUUCAACAUUGAAGAUAUUGGAGAAUGGUAUGAACCAGACACAGAAAAAUAUCUACAUGAAGGUCAACCAUGUCUAGCUAAUGAUCGUAAAAAUGAUCACAAUUCUUUAUGGCAUUAUGCAAGGCUUCUUCAAACGGAUUUUGAAUCAGGCACUUGUGUUGUUGAAUGGGGUCAUGAUAAAAGCCAACCUGACAAGAAUUCAGUGAAGCGUCAAUCGUACGGAAACUUGGAGGAUAAAGUAACUAGUUUGCCACUAGAAUGUAUCCAUAUAUUAGAAAAUGAUGAUGAUAUUGACUCUGAUGUUUCUGUAGUUAGUGAUAUUUCAUCAUCAACUACUAAUUCGGAAGAUUCCAGUGAUUAUUUGGAUCUUACUACUUCGUAUACUCGGCCUUCCAUCGAACUGAUCAGUAGUGGACAGACGACUGAAUCGCAAUCAUGUUCGCAGUAUGAUAAACGUCGUUUACGGGUUCAAUUUGUCUUCGGUAAUACGCUUUUACCGGACCAGCGACCAAAUUUAGACACCGAUAAGGAAUAUCCCAAUGUUAAUAAAGAAGACAAACAGAGUUCCAUUGGUGACUGGGAAGCACAUACUCGAGGAAUAGGCUCUCGUUUAUUAGCAAGUAUGGGUUAUCCAGGUUACGGUGGACUUGGUCGCUGUCACCAAGGUCGUCAAUCUCCUGUAUGCACUAACCUUGAAAAGUAUCAAGUGCAUAAUGUCAAGUGGAAUCAUAGACCUUCACUAGACAAUGUUGUGUUAUCUCGAAAACGUGUGAAACAUAUUAAAUGCCGUGAUAAAACAAUAGAAAUGUCAAGUAAAACAUCAAAAAACCAUGUUUCUCAUAGUGGAAGCGUUUUUAAGCUAAUUAAUAUGGCAUUAUCAUCGACAUCCAGUAACAGUGAUCAAAAUCCAAAACACCCUAAUAGUAAUAACAAUCAUAAUACAAAGAAUACCGUAACAUCUCAGAAUUCUCUUACAAAUUGUAAUGAAAGUAUUCUGAAACGUAAACUAUUUCAUACACAUGAACAAAUCAAUCGAUUACAUAAUCAAAUUUCUAAAGCUCAAGAUUCAAUGAGAAGAAAUGAAGGACGAGAUCGUUUAGCAGUUAAACAAGCACAACAACGAGUUAAUGAUUUACAAUCACAAUUGAUACAAUUAAAAGAGAAUGAACGAACUAUUGUAAAUAUGCAAAAUAAACAAAUGAAAGAGAAAAAACUACGUAUUUUCUAAUUUUAUUCAAUUCUAAUAAAAUAACUAAUAUUAUAAACAUAUACGACAAUGUAAAUAGAUUAUCAUUAAUGUAUAAUAACAGUAUUUACUUGAA